Molecule: messenger RNA, 8488 nt
Organism: Colletotrichum navitas
Lineage: Eukaryota; Fungi; Ascomycota; Sordariomycetes; Glomerellales; Glomerellaceae
Product: AMP-binding enzyme
Exons: 3
Coding region: 306-8339 (2677 amino acids)
Molecular function (GO): catalytic activity
Source: RefSeq, a predicted model, not a curated record
GUUGCCUCGAGUCGUCCGUAGGUCUUUCAUCUCGGUUCCACCCAAGACGCACUGCAACAAACAGCCCCCCCAAACCUGACGCCCCCAAGGCCAAGAACUAUUCAUCUCGUCCGACCAACGCCAUUAACUUUGACCCUCACCUGAGUCCAGCAUCUGAACCGGGUUCAAGUGGCUACUCUCGCUCGGUCUUCUUUAUUUGUCUUUAUGCAUUCUUGAGAUACCCCUCUCCGAACCUGUUCCCUAUAGCUCUCUCUCCCCUUCUUAAGACUGGACCGAGCGUACGUACUUACAACCAAUCAACCAAUAUGGCCAACUCGGCCAGCGCAAAACUUCUUCCUAGAAUCGACACCUCCAUGGCGCCAUUCCUCACAGAAUCUGCCGAUGACAGACUCGUCUCGGCAAUUGCCCUCGUACUAAGUUUGCCGAAAAACAGUAUAGAGUUAUUCGACUCCUUUUCUGACCUUGGUGGCGAUAGGCCUUCCGCUAUCGCCCUAAGGAAAACGUGCAUGAGCCUCGGACUCGAUGUGAGGACGGGCGACAUUCUCCGCUGCCAUACAUUGGCGGAGCUUCAGACCUGCAUUACCCCCUUGGUUCAGGCCGCGCCUGUGUCCAAGGACUCUGACGAAGACAGUGCCUCUCCCUCCGAUGUCUUCAGCUCAAGUCCCAGACGAAACAGCGCAUACUCGACAUCAUCGUGCGAGUCCUCCAACAGCGCCGACUCACCACCGGCAAAGACACCAAAUUUUGAAAUCGAACAGUUCAUCCAGUCCACGCCGCAGGUAAGGACCGCCGCAGUCAUCAGGCCAAAGGCGGGAUACUUGGAGGACAAGCUCGUGGCUUUCGUCACCUUGGCUUCGGGCCGCGUCUCGCAAUCCAGCCUGUCGAGCAUCCGCCUCGUUCCCCAAUCGCAGAUGCACUUUGCCGGGAGUCAGGUCGCAGCGGUUCGACUGGCUCUCGAGACAUCCGGAGGAGCUCAUACCGUACCAAAUUCAUGGAUCGUGCUUGACCAGAUGCCUUCAAACGGAGAGGGCUCCGUCGACCGGAGGCGGCUUCAGACAUGGAUCCAGAACAUCAAUGAAGACAUGUAUCACCAAAUCUCGAGCCUCGAAUCCAACGAGCUCUUCCAGGAGCCAUUGACGGAGAUGGAGCGGGUUUUGCAAAAGAAUGUCGCCAACGUCCUCCGGCUGCCUCUGAGGCAAAUCGGCAUGAACUUCUCCUUCAGCCAGCUUGGGGGCGAUGACAUUUCUGCCAUGAUGCUCGUCUCCGCAUGUAGGACAGAGUCCAUUAUCGUAAGGCCAGAAGACAUCCAGAAAUGUCCGACCCUCGGCCAGCUAGCAUCGCUCGCCUACCGAAAAAGUCAGAGAUCCGAUUCCUGGAGUGAAGAGUCCGUUGAAGGCUUCAAGCUGUCGCCGAUACAGCAGAUGUAUUUCGACACCGGCAUGGGUGGCCGUAUCGAGCAGCGCAUGGCUUCCAGCACCGGUUACCGUUUCAACCAGAGUCUCCUCCUCCGGGUCAAGAACAACUCAACAUUGGAGAACAUCCACGCCGCCAUCUCGACGGUUGUCGGUCACCACUCCAUGUUGCGCGCACGAUUCAAGCCCGAGACUGACGGCUGGACUCAGCGGAUCGUACCCAAAGUGGACGGGUCGUACGGGUUCCGCUAUCAUUCGGUCAGCACGACCGAAGAGGUCAUGGGCAUCGUCGCGCGGUCACAAGCCACCAUUAACAUCGAGUCUGGGCCAGUGUUUUCGGUCGACCACUUUCGGACUCACGACGGCCAGCAAUUAGUUUAUCUACUGGCACAUCAUCUUGUUGUGGACAUGAUGUCAUGGCGGAUUAUCCUCCACGACCUCGAUGAGCUGCUACGAGAAGGCACGCUGUUUUCUGAGCGCUCCAUGCCCUACCAGAGAUGGAACGAGCUGCAAGAAGAGUACAUCAUCAACAACCCAGAGGAGCUUGUGAUGCCGUUUCAGCUACCCAGUGGAGAGUACAACUACUGGGGCCUCGAUGAUUCACACAACACCUAUGGCGAGAUCUCGGUCGCCAGCUUCACCCUCAGCCCAGCGUUGACCUCGAUUUUGCACACAGCAUGCAACCAGGUCUUCAAGACCGACAUGUCGGACAUCUACAUGGCGGCUCUGCUCCUCUCAUUCAGCCAGACUUUCCACAACCGCCCGACGCCCGUGAUCUGGAGCCAGGAACACGGCAGAGAGCCGUGGAGCCAGGACAUCGACAUCACAGAAACCGUUGGCUGGUUCACCUCGCUUUGUCCGGUCACAAUGCCAGUCGAUUUGGCCGACGACUUCCUCCACGUCCUGCGCAAGAUGAAGGACACGAGGCGAUCGAUCCCCCGGCGCGGAUGGUGCUACUUUGGAUCGAGGUAUUUCGGGCCCGAAGCAGCGACGAGAAGCAACGAGGGUUGGCCAUUGGAAAUCAUGUUUACGUACGCCGGCUCCGUCCAACAAAUCGAACGAGAGAAGGGCGUCCUCGAGCAAGUCACGAUCCCCGGAAGGCUAAGGUCAACAGAAGCCGCCGACAUUGGUUCAGAAGUGUCCAGAAUUGCUCUGUUCGAGGUAUCGGCCAUGGUCGAUCAGGGCUCUGCCUCGAUCCAAAUUGUCUACAACCGCAACUCCAAGCACCAGGAUAAGAUCGCCGAGUGGGUUCAGGCGUACGAGCAUCUUCUAUACGAGGCCAUUGGUAGGCUGCGAUAUCGGGGCCAAGAACUCACGCUGUCCGACGUCCCGAUGCUCAACACGAGCUACGAGGGUCUUGCGAAGCUCAAUACCGACCGGCUCGUGGCCUUGGGGCUUUCCAGCGCCAAGGACAUCGAGGACGUCCUGCCCGUCACGGCAUUGCAGCAAGACAUUCUCAUCAGCCAGACGCAGGACAUUGAGAUCUGCCACAGCCACGCCAUCUACGAGCUCGCGUCCCCAAACGGUGUUGUGGCUGACCAAGCGCAAAUCUGCACCAUCUGGCAGCAGAUCGUUGCCAAGUACCCGGCCCUGAGAACCGUCUUCAUCGACAGCAUAUCUGAGGACGGCCUUUUCGAUCAAGUCGUGCUGAGGCGGUGCUCGCCCGACAUGCUUUUCGUCGACGCCGAGGCGGGAACAGACCCUGUGGCUGUUCUUAACGCGCUGCCGCCGAUGAGUCCGACACCCUACAACCCGCGCCACCGGGUUUCAGUGUGCAAGUCGCAUGCGAGCACUUUCCUGCGGCUCGAUAUCAGCCAUGCGCUCUGCGAUGCCCUGAGUCUCCAAAACAUCGUCUGGGACUUGAAGAGGAUGUACAACUCGAGCAAGGCUUGCCUGAAGGUGCUCGACCCUUCACAUGCCGCUUGUGUCCAGUACAUAUCCGCCGCCCGGCAAGAAAAUAGUCUUAAUUUCUGGCUCGGUCGCCUCCAGGACACGAAUCCCUGCCUGUUCCCACGUCUGAUGACGCUCAGCGACCCAGCCAUGCGGCACACCAACUUCCGUACCGAGCUUCCGAUGGCUCAGAUUGACGAUUUCUGUCGGUCCCAGGAUGUCAGUCGGUCGGCCCUCGUGCAAAUGGCGUGGGCGCUUGCCCUGCGUGCAUUCACCGGCUCUAACCAAGUCUGCUUCGGCUACCGCUCUUCGGGUCGAGAUGCCGCAGACGCGCCAGAAGGACUGACGCUCUCGGUGGGCGCCUUCGAGAACACCACGACAUGCUCGGUCGGACUCGAGAACCACAAGUCCAUUGCCUCAGUUCUAGGAUCUCUCGAAGACGACGCUGCGGCCUGCCGUCCGCACCAGAGCGUGCCGAUAUCAGAAAUCCGGCACGCUCUCGGCCUCAAGGGCGACGGUCUCUUCAACACCUGCUUGUCCUACCAGGAAGAACCACACGAGCUCAAGAGCAGGUUCAGCUCCACGCGUCUGCCCAUGAGACUCUCGUGCAUCCAGGCCUUCAACGCUCCCGAUUUUGAUGUUACCUUCUCGUUGACCCUCGUUAAUGGACAGCUCGUUACCGGAGUAUCCCACAGGCUCAUGACAGCUUCCCAGGCGGAGAAUCUAACAAACACAUUCGGACGUGCUGUCAUGUCUAUCAUCGGAAGCCCCGCCGAGGAAACUCUUGGAUCGAUCAACCUCUUCACCGACAGGGAUUACGCCCAGCUACUGAUCAGCGACUGGGGGGUGGACAGUGGCAAGGAACCUGCACAUGCGUGUGUCCACGCGUUGGUAUCGCAGCAGGGCAGGCGGAAUCCGGAUGCGCCAGCUAUAUGCGCCUGGGAUGGCGGGCUCUCAUAUCGACAGGUCUGCCGACUUGUUUCCCGGCUGGCGAACUUUCUUGUCCAAUGGGGAGUCCGACCCGGCGUUGCUGUCCCCGUGAUUCUCGACAAGAACAAGUGGGCGGUGGUCAGCGUCCUGGCUGUAUUGAAAGCCGGAGGCUGCUUCGUGCCCAUCGAUGCAGAGGAUCGAGCCAACGUAGAGACGUUCAUCCGCCAGCUCACGCCCAAGAUUGUCGUAGCAACCGACUUGGGCUGGAAAAGUCUCGAGUCCCUCGUCGAGGGAGUCAUCGUGGUUGACGACUCUCUCUUUGAGGUAAACUUCCCACCGCAGGCGCCCUUGCCCAUGGCAGCACCCGACGACGCCGCCUGCAUGCUUCUCGCGCCUGGUUCGUCGCGUGGAAGAGAUGCAAAGGGUAUCAUUUUCCACCACGCAGCUCUGUCUUCGGCAUUCCUCACGCAGGGCCGGGUUCUGAACCUCAACAGGGACAGUCGCGUCAUGCAACUGUCUUCCUUCAACGUUGACACUGCCCUGGUUGAGCUACUUUCGACCCUGGUCCACGGCGGAUGUGUAUGCAUCCCAUCAUCCGUCGACACGACGAGUGACAUCGUAGGCGCCGCUUGCAGGAUGGAUAUCAAUUGGAGUUACAUGACGCCUGUGCUGGCGCGGAAGAUGACACCGGCCGCCAUCCCGAGCCUAAAGACUGUCUGCUUCAGGACGCGUCGUUUGGACGAGGAUACCUGUGCCCCUUGGAUGGAAAAGACGAAGGUCCUUCUGGCUUACGGUGCUCCCGACAUCUGUCCCCUCGGCGUCUCUGUUCUGGAGGUCACGAAGCCUUCGGAUCUCUCGCGCGUCGCGCCUCCGUUCCUCGGAAGAUUUUGGAUCGUCAACCCCGAAGACCACCGCAAGCUGAUGCCGAUUGGCGCUCUUGGCGAGCUCAUUAUCGAAAGCCCAACCCUCGCGCACCACUUCGUCCCCGGCCAGUCGCUGUCACAUCUGCCCCAGGACUCGGAAUUUUCACUCGAGGAUGGCAAGCCCACAACACGCUACUUCAAGACGGGCCAUCUUGUUCGGUACACGGAGGACGGGCUGCUUGACUUCGUGUCCAGCGGCCGUGACGCUGUCGAGAGUAACGGGCAAAUCGUCCCGGUGACUGAGAUCGAACAGAGACUCCGACGGUGCUUGGGCCAAGGGAUCGACAUCGCCGUUGAAUCCAUCAUCAGCCGCGAUGCGCAGCCCUCCCUUGCGGCGUUUGUGGAGUUCGGCGAAAACCUCUUCGAGGGCUCCGAAGACCUCACUAGGAUCACAAUCACCACCCGGGAGCGCACGUACAUCGCCAAGAAGCUCAUCGAGUCGUCCUUGGGCACUGGCAUGCCGUCGCACAUGAUGCCGACCAUCUUCGUUCCCGUAAAGCAUCUCCCCGUCACACCCUCUCUCAAGGUCAACCGUCGCAAGCUCCAAAAGAUGGUCGGGUGGUUGUCGCAUGAGCAGCUGCAGGCCCUCUCCACGGUUGCAUCGCCCGAAGAAGUCCGCUCGGUCGGAAUCAAGCCGCUUCCCCUGACCAAGGUCGAGGAGCGAAUGCAGUCGAUCUGGGCGUCCCUUCUGGGGAUUCACCCUUCAAGCAUCCGCGGCAACCAGAGCUUCUCGAUGCUCGGCGGCCAGGGUUUCCUUGCCGGCCAGCUCGUUGUUGCAUGCCGGAAGCAAGGACUCAUCAUUUCCCUACUCGACGUCCUGUGCGGCGCCACCCUGACCGAGCUCUGCCAGAACAUCACAAUGAGCUCAGAUCACGCGCUCGAGGCGGUGGAGCCUGAGCCAUCAGCUCCAUCCGUGGUGUCUUCAACGGAAUCGCUGCUUGAAGAGCAGUUCAUACAGGAUGUCGUUGUUCCAAAAUUGAAGGUUGAGCCCGAAGCCAUCGACGAUGUUGCGGAAGCCGCAGCGUCUCAGCUAAAGUUUCUCGAAGCCGGCUUGCUGAAGGGAAGCUCGAGCUUCACGUACUUCACCUUCAGCUUCACCGGGCCAGUCCAAACCAAGAAGCUCAAAGCCGUCUGCAUGUGCCUGGCAAGAAUCCACCCCAUCCUACGAACCGCAUUCGUCACCCAUGGUAGAAGGGUGUACCAAGUGGCGCUGAAGUCCUUCAGCCCGGAGUUCAAGAGGGUCGAGGUUCCGAACUGGAGGGUCUCGACGAUGACCGAAAAGAUAAUCAAGAGGGAUCAGACUGGCCCCUUCGAUCUCGAGGUUCCGAUGACAAAGUUCUUCUUCAUCGACGCUGGCAAGCAGUCCAAUCUCGUCCUGCGGCUAUCCGGGGCCCAGUACGACGGCGCUUCCAUCUCUCUUCUGCUGCAUCACCUGAAGAGCAUUUACAUCGCUCCAUCUUGCCCGCCCAGGAGAGCGACUUACUUCGACUUUGCUCGCUCGGUGCAGCUUGCUCACAACAACGGCGCAAAGGACCACUGGACUUCCUUGCUGAACGGGGCAAAGAUGACCCAAGUCAUCGCCCACAGCAAGCCGCCAGGAAUGAGCACGAACGUCAAGACCAUAUCGAACAACGUCUCGGUGAUGUCCCUGGCCAACAUCGGCAUCUCCUUCGACACCGUCGUCAAGGCGGCCUGGGCCAUGACGCUCGCAACACUCUCCGGAUCGGGCGAUGUUGUCUUUGGCGAGAUCGUCGAGGGAAGGCAUCUAAGACUAGCUGACGGUUCGGACAUCUCAGGCACCCUCGGGCCCGUUUCCAAUGCCAUUCCUGUCCGCGUCCAAUUUGCGGACACGUUGAGCAGCCCCCUCGAGCUGCUCAAGUACGUCCACAGCCAGCGCGUCACGAGCAUUCCCUUCGAGAACAUGGGCUGGCUUGAGAUUGUCGAAAAAUGCACCAAGCUUCCAUACUGGACGCGCUUCAGCACGGUUGUCGAACACCGUCACCAGGAUGCCGCCAAGGAGGCAGAAGUUUUCAAUAUCGGCACCAUCAAGUGCAAGUUCAACAUCCAAGAGCCGAUUAGUAGAGACGUCUACGACCUUCACGUCGUAUCCAGCCAGCAGGACUCCAGCAGCGGCGAGAUAUCUCUGACGUUCUGCGAGAACCGCAUACCUAGUCUCUUCGCCAACGAGACGCUCAAAGCUCUCUGCUCCAAUAUUGAGCUUCUCACCUCGGUGUCCAUGCUCCACCCGUUGAUUCCCUCGUCGGUCGACUACUGCGACGUAGCGGCGCAGAUACCGCUGCCCCAGCUAGAAAUGGAAGCAAAACCUACGGCCGUCGCCGCCACCUUGUCCGAAAGCCACCGGACCGCCAUCCAGGAAACCAUCUCCAACGUCUGGACAAGGGUCCUGGACCCGCGUUCCCUCGGUGUGCCCGAGGCGCAGCUUCACAACGCGGCGUUCUACGACCUCUGGGGCAGCAUGAUCUCCGCCUCGCUGAUCGCCGAAGCGCUGACACAGGAGCUUCCCAAGCUGGGCGUCCCCGGGUCCCACGGCCUGACCGUCUCGAUGGAGGAAGUCAUGGCGCACCCGACAAUGGCGGAGCAAUUCGAGCUCGCGGCCCGCAAGAUGCGUGACGCUAAGAGGAGGACAAUCAUCGAGGUGCUCUCGCCCAAGUCACACCCUUCGUGGGGUCGUGGGCUGAAGAGGCUGAGCACGACGGUCGCCGGAGAGAAGGCGUCUCACGAACGCGACCUGGGCAGCGCCAGCGCCAGCUCAUCGAGCUCCAUGGAGGCGCUCAAGGGUCUCAACAUGCAGCAGCCGGCCCCGUCGAUGCACCCCAUCGCAGAGGGCGCUGGCUCGGGCGCCGUCAACUCGGCGAACCCUGCGUCGCCCAUGGGGUCGGAGGAGCGCUGGAGGGCGAGACUGAGUCUUGCGGUCGAGCAUGAUGGGGGGAGCAUGGAGAGCAUGACGACGGGGAGUAGCCGCACAGAAGAGGAGACUGAGGUCCGUCGAGCGAGCGCGGAGAGGAAGGAGGAGGGCGGGGACGUGAUGAGUCCGCUGCGCGAGGCCACUGUCCCAACGCCCAUGAGGGAGAGUAGGCUCCGGAGAAAGGCAGGCAGCGUUUUGCACCGGAUCAGUCUCGUUAGUCCCGUGGGGAUCUCUGGGCCGAGAUUGGGACAUCACUGAGUGAUGUGUAGUUUGUAAACUUGAGGAAUGGUUGUUCAGCGGCUGAUGGAUGCUUGGUUGGCUUUUGGUGCUGGGUCUUUUCUUCAUUACUAGAAUACUGCAGUUGCGGCAUGACAUGAUGAUAUCCAAUAAACGCAACGUACUUCAGC